GUCAGUGGAGAGAAGAAGCUUCCUGCCAUGCCCGGUUCUCCUGUGGAUGUAAAGAGUCACUCCAGACCGCCCGUCUCUGCCAUGCCCCCUCUGCCCUCGGUUAACCCCAGUGGCCCCAGGCCUGCAGCCUUCUCUAGCACAGCCUUAACCAAUGGGAUCAACCAUUCCCCACCCACACUUAAUGCAAUCCCCUCGCCUCCUCAGCGCUAUAGCAAUGGGCCAUCCUCUUCCUCCUCGUCUUCAUUGGCCAAUCAGCAGCUGCCGGCCACAUGCGGGGCGAGACAGCUGAGUAAAUUGAAGCGUUUCCUGACCACACUGCAGCAGUUUGGAAAUGACAUCUCACCUGAGAUCGGAGAAAGCGUCCGCAGCCUGGUGCUGGCCCUGGUGAAUUCCACCGUUACCAUCGAAGAGUUUCAUUCCAGACUGCAGGAGGCCACAAAUUUCCCCUUGAGGCCGUUUGUCAUCCCCUUCUUGAAGGCUAAUUUGCCACUGCUGCAGAGAGAACUGUUGCACUGUGCCCGAGCAGCCAAGCAGACUCCAGCCCAGUACCUGUCCCAACACGAGCACCUUCUGCUCAGCACCGCAGCCCCCUCCCCCGCAGACUCCACCGAACUACUGCUGGAGACCGGUGACAACGCCAAGAGACAUAGCCCCGCCAGAGGGAAAGAGAAUGGUUUCCAUGAGCGACCCCCCGCCCCUUUGGAACCCCCGGCCAAACGUAUUUGCACCAUCAGCCCAGCCCCCAGACACAGUCCCGCCCACCCGGUCCCGUUGCCCGCCCAGAUCCACCCCACGCCUCCACCCCUCCAGCACUAUGCCAUAGAGGAGAUUGCUACACCACACCUGUACAGAGACCCCCACAGGGUACUGGAGCUCAGAGACCUGAAAGACAGACCACGGCUGCCAGGCACUAACGGAGGCUACCGGGAGGAACCAGUGGACCAUAGACUGACAGAGAGAGAGUGGGCAGAGGAAUGGAGACAUUUAGACCACGUGCUGAACUGUAUUGUGGAUAUGGUGGAGAAGACGCGGCGUUCCGUGAAUGUUCUGCGGCGUUGUCAGGAGUCAGACAGAGAGGAGCUCAACUACUGGAGACGCCGCUCCAGCCAACACGAUGACAGCCGCAAGGGUGGAGUGGCACCGGGCAUCCUGCCCUUCUCAAAGACACACAGCCCUCUGCCUGCUGAAGCAGUCAACUCUGAUGCACAGAGAGAGCUCCCUGCACGAGCUGGCACCGGUUACGUGCCUGAUGAGAUCUGGAGGAAAGCGGAGGAGGCAGUGAACGAGGUGAAGAGACAGGCCAUGGAUGAGGUACAGAAGGCAGUGGCUGAAGCCGAACAGAAAGCCUUUGAGAUGAUCACUGCAGAGAGGGCCAAGAUGGAAAAAACUCUGGCCGAGGCCAAGAGGAAAGCCACCGAAGAUGCCAUACAGGUCAUCAAUGAACAAGAGGACUCUAGUGAGUGCUGUUGGAACUGCGGGCGUAAAGCUAGUGAGACCUGUAGCGGCUGUAACGCGGCUCGGUACUGCGGUUCAUUUUGUCAGCAUAAAGACUGGGAGCGUCACCACCUCAUCUGCAGCCCUGGCCUGCAGGCCCAGCCCAAACCCGUCACCGCCCUGGGCAUCCGCAGUCUGGCCAAAACCCCCGACAGCGCCCCCGCUCCCAGCCCAGGCCUGGAGAAAACCUCCAGCACCUCCCGCGCCUCCACCCCACCCACACCGGCCUCCUCCACCCCCGAGAGCAACGGACACUAAGAGCA
Messenger RNA from Chanos chanos (milkfish), 1757 nucleotides. RefSeq names its product CBFA2/RUNX1 partner transcriptional co-repressor 2 (gene cbfa2t2). Gene Ontology annotation, cellular component: nucleus. Gene Ontology annotation, biological process: DNA-templated transcription; negative regulation of DNA-templated transcription. The record is from RefSeq and is a predicted model, not a curated record. NCBI's taxonomy places the organism in Eukaryota, Metazoa, Chordata, Actinopteri, Gonorynchiformes, Chanidae. The transcript has 10 exons. Gene Ontology annotation, molecular function: transcription corepressor activity. Bases 28 to 1752 code for a protein of 574 amino acids.